Corylus avellana is the source of this 1736-nucleotide messenger RNA. Its product is annotated as peptidyl-prolyl cis-trans isomerase CYP40. Lineage: Eukaryota; Viridiplantae; Streptophyta; Magnoliopsida; Fagales; Betulaceae. The record is from RefSeq and is a predicted model, not a curated record. Gene Ontology annotation, molecular function: cyclosporin A binding; peptidyl-prolyl cis-trans isomerase activity; protein binding. Gene Ontology annotation, biological process: protein peptidyl-prolyl isomerization; protein folding. Gene Ontology annotation, cellular component: cytoplasm.
ACUCUGCUUUACCUGGGAGUCAGAAGGUUCUACCUAGGACUGCAUCCAAUCAAACGGUUACUAACGUCUAAGAUAAGAUACACGUACACCUCAUCCACACCAUAUCGAUACUCCUUCAAGAAAGCGCACGAUGCGCGUCGCCGCGCAUUUUAGCAACAGCCACUGAGAGAGAGAGCACAGAGCAGAGAGUGUUGCCGCAAGGACUGGCACUGACGAGUGUUCAAAUAAGAAAGGAGGAUUUAGGGCUUUAGACACAGAGAGAAAGAGAAAUGGUGAACCCUAACCCUAAUCCUAACCCAAGGUGCUACUUGGAUAUAAGCAUAGGAGGAGAGCUAGAAGGGAGGAUGGUGGUGGAGCUCUACAAGGACGUGGUCCCCAAAACCGCCGAGAAUUUCAGGGCUCUCUGCACCGGAGAGAAAGGCAUUGGCCCUUACACCGGUGUUCCCCUCCACUACAAGGGGAUCUAUUUUCAUCGCAUCAUCAAAGGUUUUAUGAUUCAAGGUGGAGACAUAUCCGCUCAGGAUGGCACUGGAGGCGAAUCUAUUUACGGCUUGAAAUUUGAAGAUGAAAACUUCGAGUUGAAGCAUGAAAGAAAAGGGAUGUUAUCGAUGGCUAAUUCAGGGCCAAACACCAAUGGAUCCCAGUUUUUUAUUACUACAACUCGCACUUCUCAUCUAGAUGGAAAGCAUGUUGUAUUUGGGAGGGUAAUCAAAGGAAUGGGUUUGGUUCGUUCAAUCGAGCAUGUUACAACUGGAGAGAGUGAUUAUCCCACUCAAGAUGUUAUCAUUGUGGAUUGUGGCGAAAUUCCUGAGGGUACAGAUGAUGGAAUAUCGAACUUCUUUAAGGAUGGUGAUACAUAUGCUGAUUGGCCUGCUGACCUUGAUACCAAACCGGAUGAAAUUUCUUGGUGGAUGAAAGCUGUAGAUGACAUUAAGAGUUUUGGAAAUGCAGAUUACAAGAAGCAAGACUAUAAGAAUGCUCUUAGAAAGUAUCGUAAAGGUUUGCGCUACGUGGAUAUAUGCUGGGAAAAGGAAGACAUUGAUCAAGAGAAAAGUUCAUUGUUGCGAAAGACAAAGUCUCAAAUAUUUACAAAUAGUUCUGCUUGUAAAUUGAAAUUAGGAGAUCUAAAAGGAGCAUUGUUGGACGCGGACUUUGCAAUUCGUGAUGAUGAGGAUAAUGUGAAAGCUUUGUUUCGCCAAGGCCAGGCAUAUAUGGCCUUAAAUGACGUAGAUUCGGCAGUUGAAAGCUUCAAGAAGGCAUUAGAAUUGGAGCCCAAUGAUGGAGGAAUAAAGAAAGAGCUUGCCACUGCAAGGAAGAAGAUUGCUGAUAGACGUGAUCUGGAAAAAAAGGCUUACUCUAGAAUGUUUCAAUAGAGUUCUUGCAGUAUUCUAAUAUGCCAAACACAUUUAGGAUUGAUUUUGAUUUGAUGAGCAUUUGUUAGGUUAUACAGUCAGCUGGUUCAGGCUUUUUGUUUGCAGACAUUAAUUGGCUUUAGUUAACAUAAGGCAUUGUUGGGGGCAAGGAUAGACUGGCAGAUUUCAUGAGGAGACGAAUCAGAAAAACUUCAGCUUGAACCUAUUUUGUGAUUUGUCACACCAGUCUAAUAGCACAUUAUUUCUGGCUGGAACUGUGUUGCCAAAUACAAUAUUCAUCUGAAUCAUCUAAACAAUCUUGUUAUCUUUCGUACAAAAAAACUUUUUAUUUGAUGUAAAAUUGAUGGUUUCUUCUUCUUCUUC